AUGGAAAGAACGAGUAUUUUGUUGAUUAUUGCAGCAGCUUCUUUUUUAGCGAUUUUUAAUGGUGUGGCCGAUGCUUUGAAAAAGGAUUCUGAGGUAUUCCAAGUUGGUGGCAAAGUCCUUUGCCAAGACUGCACCGAGGGAUGGAAUGAAUGGGUUAGUGGUGUCAAACCUAUCAAAGGUUGCAAGGUAUCUGUAACGUGUCUAGAUGACAGGAGCAGAAUUGUGCAUUAUGCAAGUGACUUAACAGAUGAUGUUGGGGAUUUUGAGAUUUCUGUGGAAAAAUACACCAAUGGGGGGAAGGAGCUCAAACCCCAAAAUUGCUUUUUAAGGCUAGUAUCAUCGCCGGAUCCUGUGUGUAACAUUGCCACCGACUCUGUCGGCGGGAAGACUGGGGUGAAGCUCCACCACCCGACCGUUGUGUACCGCGACAUUGUCAAGUAUGUGCUUGGCCCAUUCUACUACUCCACUCCCAUGUGUGAUGAACCUGAUACUAGUAUUAUUGAUUCUACUGAUGGGAAAGAAAGCAACUACUGA
Fraxinus pennsylvanica is the source of this 534-nucleotide messenger RNA. Lineage: Eukaryota; Viridiplantae; Streptophyta; Magnoliopsida; Lamiales; Oleaceae. The record is from the annotation of a GenBank genome assembly.